Messenger RNA from Cucumis sativus (cucumber), 1916 nucleotides. Its product is annotated as glycerol-3-phosphate acyltransferase 1. Gene Ontology annotation, cellular component: membrane. Gene Ontology annotation, biological process: cutin biosynthetic process. The record is from RefSeq and is a predicted model, not a curated record. Lineage: Eukaryota; Viridiplantae; Streptophyta; Magnoliopsida; Cucurbitales; Cucurbitaceae. The transcript is spliced from 2 exons. Bases 77 to 1756 code for a protein of 559 amino acids. Gene Ontology annotation, molecular function: phosphatase activity; glycerol-3-phosphate 2-O-acyltransferase activity.
ACUCUUCAUCUUCUUCAUAUUCCAACACCUAAAUUACCCAAAAUCCACUCCUUAUCUAUCUUUAGAAAAAUAUCAAAUGGCUGUUUUUCCAAGGCUUCUUUUGAAGCUCAUAGAAUGUGUUUUGUACCAACUCUUAGCCAAUUCAUGUUACAAAGCAGCUAAAAAAGUAAAACAAUAUGGUUUUACCUUUACUUCCCUUUUUGUUACUACAAACCCAUCUCUCAAAACACCCAGUAAUAAUUCUUCUUCUUCUUCUUUUUACCCUCACGUCUCCAAAUGUAGCCUUAAAAACAGAGCAUCCCAAACUCUUGUUUGUGAUUUAAAUGUACUUUUAAACUCCUCAAAAACCUACUCUUUUUUCCCUUAUUUCAUGCUUGUUUCCUUUGAAGGUGGCACCAUUUUUAGAGCUUUAAUCUUGCUUAUUUCGUGGCCAUUUCUUUGUCUCUUGGACUGGGAAUCCAAAUUCAAAGCUAUGAUUUUCAUUUCUUUUUGUGGGCUACCAAUUAAGGACAUGACCAAUGUUAGUAAGGCUGUUCUCCCUAAGUUUUUUCUUGAGAAUCUCAACCUCCAUGUUUUUGAAGUCUUUCAAGCUACUGGCUCUAAGGUUGUGUUUACUAGUGCUCCUAGAGUUAUGGUGGAAGGGUUUUUGAGAAAUUAUUUGAAUGUUAACGAUGUCGUAGGGACUGAAUUGCAAACUUAUGGACGUUACUACACUGGUCUUCUGUCUCAAAAUGGUUUGCUUGUCAAACAUAAAGCUUUACUUGAGUAUUUUGGAGAACAGAAGCCUGAUCUUGGUAUUGGAUCUCCAAAUCUUCAUGAUCAUCUUUUCAUCUCUCUUUGCAAGGAAGGAUAUGUUGUGAACAAGGAGGAGGAGAAGAAAAAAGGAGAAGUAGUAGGGAGAGAAAGAUAUCCAAAGCCAUUAAUAUUUCACGAUGGAAGAUUAGCAUUUUUACCAACUCCAUUUGCAAGUCUUUGCACAUUCCUAUGGAUUCCUUUUGGUAUUUUGCUAGCAAUUUACAGAAUUUCACUAGGCAUUUUCCUUCCUUACAAAUUGGGUCUUUGUUUAGGCCAUUGGAGUGGGUUAAACGUAACUCUAAAAGGAUACACAACGACGAAAACGACGAAGACGACAACAAAAAAAGGAGGAGUUCUAUUUGUUUGUAGCCACAGAACACUCUUAGACCCCGUUUUUUUAAGCGCAUUAAUUGGUAAACCAUUAGUUGCUGUUACAUAUAGUUUAAGCAAAUUCUCAGAAGUCAUAGCUCCAAUUAAAACAGUGAGAUUGAGUAGAGAGAGAGAGAAAGAUGGUAAAAAAAUGCAAAAAUUACUCGAACAAGGGGAUUUGGUUGUUUGUCCUGAAGGGACGACAUGUCGAGAGCCGUAUUUGUUGAGAUUUAGUCCACUUUUUGCUGAAUUGACAGAUGAAAUAGUACCUGUUGCUGUGGAUUCAUGGGUUAGUAUGUUCUAUGGGACAACAGCAAGUGGAUUAAAAUGGCUGGAUCCAAUAUUCUUUUUGAUGAAUCCAAGAGCUAGUUAUCAUAUGGUUGUUCUUCCUAAGAUUCCAAAGGAAAAAACAUGUGGUGGUGGAGGAAAAUCAAGUUACGAAGUUGCUAAUUAUGUUCAAAGACAAUUGGGUGAUGUUUUGGGAUUUCAAUGUACUAACCUUACUAGAAAGGAUAAGUAUUUGAUGUUGGCUGGGAAUGAAGGUGUUGUACUACAACAUCAUCACCAAAACUCCUCAAAAACAACAACAUAGAUUUUUCUCUUUUCCUCUUUUUCUUGUUUGGUAUAAAUCCAAAUUGAUAUCAUGAGCAGCAGCUUCUAUUAAUUGUUUUUUUGUGCUACGUUGUUUAUGUUCAUCAUGAACUUGUUUUUACAUGGAUUUUGUGAUAAUUAAAUGUCACAUUUGGUAUCUA